Molecule: messenger RNA, 708 nt
Organism: Morchella sextelata
Lineage: Eukaryota; Fungi; Ascomycota; Pezizomycetes; Pezizales; Morchellaceae
Exons: 2
Coding region: 1-708 (235 amino acids)
Source: RefSeq, a predicted model, not a curated record
AUGAUAUACUCCACUGUCUUUCUCUCGGCCUUGCUGGCUGCGGUAGUUGCUGCUGCUCCUGGCAUUGACCCGCUGCAAUACCGCAACUCCGAGUACUACAAGCCAGAGUACUACAAGCCAGAGUACAGGCCGGAGUACAAGCCCCAGGAGUACUACAAGCCUCACGACUACUACAAGAACUACUACCCCAACUCCAACAGCUACCAGAACUACUACCCUUACAUCAAGCCCAACUUUGUAAACGCCUACGAGAAGCAGCAAGCCUACGACUCAAACGCUCAGGCCUAUGAAAACGGAAAUGAGAACGCUAACGCUAUGGAGUCUCUUGCCGGCGCAAAGUCUGAGAACGCCAACGAGAACGCCAAUCUCGCAAAGGGAGGAGAGGCAUUCGGUUUCGGUGCUCUGGAGUCCGACAAUCGUAACUUGCUCGCCAACGAGAACAACAUUGAGGUUGCCAACGCCAACAAGAACGAGCUUGGUGUGGAGGUUGCCAACUUUAACGCCAACGACAACACUGCCCAGCAGGAGUCUGCGGCGUUGGCUGAGGUCCAGAGCGAGGAUUUGGCUUUCUUUGAGGAUGUGAUUGAGAAUGAGACCGACAACCUCAACGCCAACGAGAACGUUAAUGACAACAUUGACCGCAACAACAGAGGACGUCCCUGCGCUCGUCCAUCUUGCCCUACUCCCUGCAACAGCUGCGGCCAUUAA